GAAAAGAAGGAAAAAAGCUAAGGCAAUGCAUUCCCUUUUCCCUGUGCAACUCAUCCUUAAUUUUAACGCUUCUUAAUUACUUGCUUCUCUCUCACAACUUAAUAACCAUUUCCUUUCUUUCUUUGUUUUGUGACAGAGCACGAUGAUGUCGUCGUCUUGGGCAUCAAUGGAAGCUGAGACAGAACACCAACAACAAACCCACAACGACCGUGAUUUCACUUCCUUAUGUUCUUUCAACAAUAACUUGCCUUUCAUGGAGGUUGAUGAUGUCAAUGACAUCAUGAUGAUGAUGACGAUGAUGAGAGACAUGUCUAACUUCUUCCCUGAACCAGACACCACCAACAACAACAACCUCGUACUCCUUCAUCAUCACUCAUCAUCAUCUUCUUCUUCUUCUUCUUCGUCAUCACACCUUCAAUGCUUUCUCCCUCCUCCUCCUCCACCAAACCCAUUUGACAUGCCUACCAUGGCUUCCUUCCUUGACCCUCAUCAAGCUUCCAUAACCGCCACUACUGAUUUUGGAGGUUUUCAUCAUCACAACUUGGAGGAACUAGGUUCUUGUUCUUCUUCUGGAAAACCCGCACCACCACCACCACCACCAUUGUUCUUCAACAGAUCCAAGAUUUUGAGACCCCUUGAUGAUUCUCUACCUCCAUCUGGAGCACAACCAACUCUGUUUCAGAAGAGAGCAGCACUCAGAAAAAACAACUCCUCAUCACAACAACAACAAGGUGGUGUUCUUGGAGAAGAUGAUAACAAUAAUAAUAAGAAUAGUAUGAAGAGAAAGGUGAUGAUGGAGAUGGAAGAUAAUGGAAGCUUUGAUGGGUCAUCGGCAUUCAACUAUGAUUCCGGCGAUGACUUGAUUGAAACCAAUAACAAGAAGAAUAAUCAGAAAGGAGGUGGUGGCAAGAAUAAGAAAGGGAUGCCGGCGAAGAACUUGAUGGCGGAGCGGCGUCGCCGGAAGAAGCUCAAUGAUAGGCUCUACAUGCUCAGGUCCGUUGUUCCAAAGAUUAGCAAAAUGGACAGGGCUUCAAUAUUAGGAGAUGCAAUUGAAUAUCUGAGGGAACUGCUGCAGAGAAUCAAUGAGCUUCAUAAUGAAUUGGAAUCAUCAUCAUCAACUUCAACUAAUUCUGGAAGUGGUUCAGUCAUGACAGCAGUACCAACAGUAGUAGCCUCAUCAAGCUUCUAUCCAUUGACACCAACUCCACCGUCACUCCCAACCCGCAUUAAAGAAGAGAUUUGCCCCACUUCACUUCCUAGUCCCAAUGCUCAACCUCCUAGGGUUGAUGUGAGGUUGAGAGAAGGAAGGGCAGUGAACAUUCACAUGUUUUGUGGUCGGAAAGCAGGGCUUCUGCUGUCAACAAUGAGGGCAUUGGACACACUUGGCUUAGACAUUCAGCAAGCUGUUAUCAGCUGUUUCAAUGGUUUUGCUUUGGAUAUUUUUAGAGCUGAGCAAUGCAAAGAAGGUCAAGAUGUGCAUCCAGAGCAAAUCAAGGCAGUGCUCUUGGAUACAGCUGGGUACCCUGCCAUCAUCUAACUCUCUUUUGGUCCAAAAAUAUUCUCAUUUAACUAGUUUGUAUUCGGGUCGAGUUGGUCGAAUUUCUAAUAGUAAUAUUCAAAUAUCGAUAAUUUUAUCGAGAUUAAAUAAA
Messenger RNA from Arachis duranensis, 1649 nucleotides. Its product is annotated as transcription factor SCREAM2. Gene Ontology annotation, cellular component: nucleus. The transcript has 4 exons. The record is from RefSeq and is a predicted model, not a curated record. Bases 143 to 1537 code for a protein of 464 amino acids. Gene Ontology annotation, biological process: regulation of DNA-templated transcription. Gene Ontology annotation, molecular function: sequence-specific DNA binding; protein dimerization activity; DNA-binding transcription factor activity. Lineage: Eukaryota; Viridiplantae; Streptophyta; Magnoliopsida; Fabales; Fabaceae.